This is a messenger RNA of Aricia agestis (brown argus), 1969 nucleotides long. Its product is annotated as protein ANTAGONIST OF LIKE HETEROCHROMATIN PROTEIN 1-like. The coding region runs from base 76 to 1368 and encodes 430 amino acids. Lineage: Eukaryota; Metazoa; Arthropoda; Insecta; Lepidoptera; Lycaenidae. The record is from RefSeq and is a predicted model, not a curated record. The transcript is spliced from 2 exons.
AUAGGCAAACUUGUGUCACUAAAGCCCCGUAUUCAUGGUAAACAUUUGUUUAGCAACAGUUGAUCAACAUUGUUGAUGAUGCUGCUGGAAACAUUGUUUAAAUCAAUAUUGGCUGUCCACACGCCAGUCUGCGUUAAAAUGUUGCCCGAGGAAGUAGUGUUGUUGUGUUCUUUGUAUCUGAUGUAUAGAAUUUCUAAUAAAAAAAAGAGAAAAAGAUGGUGGAUUCGAAACUAUCUUCUGCAAAGAGAAAAUUUGAUGAGUGACCUCAGAAUGACAGAUGGAUCAUUUAUUAACUUUACGAGAAUGUCGAAAAGAGAUUUCGAACAUCUUCUGGAAAUCAUUGGUCCGUCAAUAGUCAAAAGGGAAACAAAUAUUCGUCAGCCAGUUUCACCUCAAACGAGGCUGGCUAUUACAUUACGAUAUCUUGCAACUGGAGAUUCAUACAGUUCUCUUUCAUAUACAUUCAGAGUAUCAAAACAAUUGAUCAGUAAAAUAAUACCACAUGUAUGUCAAGAACUAAUUAACUCACUAUCAGGAUAUGUCAAGGUUCCAAGUUCGGAGCAGGAAUGGAAACAAAUAAGUCGCGAAUUCGAAAUACGAUGGAAUUUUCCACAUUGCAUUGGAGCCAUUGAUGGGAAACACGUUUUGAUUGUGGCGCCAAAUAAUUCUGGAAGUGAAUACUACAAUUACAAAAAUCAGUUCAGCAUAGUACUUCUGGCAAUUGCAGAUGGCAAUUAUAACUUUAUAUACGCAAAUUGUGGAGCUAAAGGUCGAUCAUCCGACAGUGGAAUAUUUCAGAAAACACCGUUUUAUAAUGCAUUGUUAGAAAACUCACUUAAACUGCCACGUCCUGAACCAAUAACCCAAGGCGGACCAAAAAUGCCAUUUAUCAUUGUAGGUGACAGUGCUUUCGCGCUAACGGAGAACAUCAUGAAACCAUAUCCUGGCAUUCAUGAACAUGGGAACAAAAAACGUAUAUUUAAUUACAGACUAUCAAGAGCUAGGAGGAUUAUAGAAAAUGUUUUUGGCAUUUUAUGUGUGGUGUUCCGUGUAUUCACUAAACCUAUUCCGUUAAAACCAGCCAAUUGUGAACUCGUGGUAAUAGCUUGUGUAUAUUUACAUAACUUCUUAAGACGUAACUCAGUUUCCAGAUCAAUAUAUACACCUCCACAAACUUUUGAUUUUGAAGACUCUGAAGGUAACCUAUUAGAAGGUUCAUGGCGAAGGGAACUAGGUUCGCUUCCUAUGACCGAUUUGCAAAGAUGGGGCAGACCUGCAUCACAAUCAGCUUUUUGUAUUAGAGAACAGUUUGCCGAUUACUUUAUAAGUCCAGAGGGAAGUGUUCCAUGGCAAAAUAAUAUAGCGUAAAUUGAAAUAAUUUUACAAACAAUAAAUAGUACAGUAAAAAUUAUAUACAAAAACAACUUACUGUUUUAUUCAUAGUAUCCGUUUCACCUGAAGUGGUUGCACCACAUAACAAAAAUUCCAAUGGCUCGUAAUAAAUCCAUUUGCAUUUUUCUAUUGCGCCGCUGCCUGUAGUUUUCAUAGCCGACAACUUUUUUUUCUCUCUAGUAAAUUGAGUACGCAGUACAUGUAUUUUAGUUUCCACGUCUUUUUUGGAUAUAUUUAGGGCUUGAGAAAUUUCAUCGAAUGCAUCGUUCUUUUUGUUUUUAUCUUUGUAUUCUUUUAAAGAAGAAUCCCAUAGUAAUGAUUUUGAUUGAAAUAAUUCUAUUAAUUGCAUUAUUUUAUCAUUGCUCCACACUACUGCCAUGUUUAUAAACUGUUGCAAACACGUCCACACACGUCAACAUUUGAUGCUAAACUGAUGUUUACGCUCAUCGAGCGAGAGCUUGUCAACAUGCUGUUAUCAACUCUGCAACACACAGUGUUGCCAGCAACAUGUUGACAGCAACUCCGCAACACGUUGAUUCAACUUUGUUGCUAAACAAAUGUUUACCAUGAAUACGGG